AUAGAUAUAGUUAGUCCUGGAACAUGUGUUGUUUUUUAAACAUUUUUUCAUUAAAUAUGUUAAGUAUUGAGGGGGAGUGGGGGGGAAGUUUAACUUUUGUCAGAGGUUAGGAACCAGAAAAAAAGUUAAAAUUACACCUGUGAGUAAGCUGAGUCAUUAAGCUAAAAGAGCACUCUAUCCUGCACUCUUACAGAAAUUCCUGAAAACAUUUGUCUGGAAUACUUUUCAUGCAGUGAUAUUUGAAUUUAUCCCAAGAGAAAUGCAUUAGUCACCCCAGUUUUCAGUGUUUCAUCUUUUUUUUUUCUUUCUUUUUCCAUUGCUGGGAGAUGAUUUGGAGGACAGACAUACCAUUUAGAAAUAUUUCAUCUCUGGGGGAUUUGGGAGCAGCUAGGGUUAUUAAAUUGGGUGCCCAAAAGUUCCUUUCACCUGCUGACAUGUUCUUUGCAAUCUGCAGUCAAUUGAAAAGCAUUCACUAUGUCAAAAUUCUCAUUCAUAACCAGAAGAAAUUUAAAGCUACCUUAAAUAUGCAUAGAAAAAAGAUCCUUUCCUCUUCUUCUCUUAUUUUUCCUCCAGAAAAACAAUUCUCUCACAAUCAAACACCAUGUACUUAAAAUAAACAGCAGACUUGCCCCCACAGCCUUUUUGAGUAGGAGUGUGAAAAUCCAGUAUUGAGUAACCUACCUAUAAAAGUAAAACCUUUUUGCAGACAAAACAGAAGCCUCGAUUUAAUUCAUCACCAGACAUAACUAUCAGUCCUUGUGAUUUCUGGCAAAACUUCUGCAGACAUCCACUGCAGCAGAUGCUCCUCCAGACUGCAGGACCUCUCGGGAUGAGAAACUGGGACUGGGAGUAACUAUAUAUAAUAAUUCUUAACUGCUGAAACACACAAAUUUCCUUGGAAGCCUGUGACAGAACAAAGUUCUUACUACAGAAUACGAUCCCAAGUUAAAGAACUGACCUUGUGAAUGAGAGCUCAGUUUGGUUUAUUCCCUUUCACCUGCUCACUUGAGCAUUGUCACAGCACCAAGUGAUCCAUACUUCCCUUUCUGAUGUUUUAACUUAUUGUUUUGGCUGGGUGACUUCUGUUCUGUUCUGCAAUGUUCUGCUCAUCAUUCUUUGUUAAGUUUAUUCAGUUCUCCUUACAUGUACAACAACAUUAAUUCCAGGCAGGAAAUUUGCAAAUCCAAUAAAAAGGGAACUCCAAGCUCACACAGUACCUUGCUGCUGAUAUAAAACUCUUUGUACACUUGCUGAAAAAACCAACAUCCUCUUAGUCCAAAGGCAAUAGCCAACUCUGCCUGAAAAACAAUCCAGAUGGAAGCAAACUUCUCACUUCCAAACAGAAACGAGGGCUUUGGACCAGCACUUGUCUUCCCUGGACACUCAGGCUGAGCAUCCUGAGGGAGCCUGCACACCAUGAAAGCUGCUGGACAUGAGAGAUUCUGGUGACACCUAAACUUUUGUAUUUUAGAAGGUAAGGCUAAAUUCACAGCUCCUUUACCCACACACAAAAUGAAGCAGCUUCUUAGAAAAAGCAUUGAGUUGCAGGUGAGCACCAGCAACCAGGGCUCCUGAGAGCUGUUUGUGGAGGUUUCUGACAAGAGAAGGCACCCACAGCAGCAAAAAGCACAAAGAGCCCCAUCCUCCCUCCCACAGCUGCACUUUCACACCUGCUUCCUGUCAGCUGCCAAAAGAUGUUCCCUUCUUGGGGUUUGCUGACAGUGUUUCCACAUCAGAAACAUUUCUGAGAGGAGGGUGGAGACUGUCUUAAAAGAAAUUUUAAAAGCAAACAAACCCAAACAAGUAAACCUCCACCAAAAUUUAAAAACCAAGGAGGAAGGAAGUGCACACAGUGUUCUGUGAGGAAAUUUUGCAAUGCUGCAACAGCCAAGGAUCGGGCAGGGAUCCUGUAGGACCCAGGGAAGGCCUGCAGGGCUUGUUUUGCUGCCUUGUGAGUGGAAAGAAAUAAGAAAUAAGACGAGGAUUGCUGUUCAGUCAUCUUCUGUGUAAGCAAUUGUACAACAGGGCCUGGGGGCCUGCAGAAGGCAUUGCCCAUGCAUAGCUGACAUUUACUUCACCCAGAGUAAAAAACAUCUGCUUGCCAAGCCUGUCAUUAUGUAGCUUUGUAUUACUGAUUACUUCAUCAAAUUAGUCAUUGGGUUUGUUUAUGCAGUAGUGUUGAACUCAAAUUCUUUAUGAGAUUUGUACCUUCUAGUACAAGAUCUCACUUUCUUAUAGCUUAAUAUUUGAAGCUCAACUGAAAUAUUUUCUUAACAAUCUGGCUAGCUAUAAAUACUGAUUAACAUCUUAAAACUUCUACAGAUUUCAGACUUUUUUAGACUUUUUUUAGAUUAUAUUGCUGCUGAAAACACAGCCAGUGCCACGUACAUCCUUAGUCUCAGCUAUAUUAUCACUUGCCCUAUCUCUAGCAAAUAUGUGUCUCUUUGAUAUGGAUCAGUGAUCUCAUUAAUUCCUUUCCUAGAACAGUGCUGGAAAAACUACCCUAAAGGAGGAAGGUGGGGGUUGGUCUUUCCUCCCAAGCAGCAAGUGAUAGGACAGGAGGAAUCAGCCUCAAGUUGCACUGGAGGAGGUUUAGACUGGAUAUUAGGAAAAAUUUCUUCAUGGGAAAGGUUAGACAUUGGUUCAGGUUGCCCUGGAAGUGGUGGAGUCACCUGGAGGGAUUUAAAGACAUGGAGAUGUGGCACUUGGGGACAGGGUUUAGUGUUGACCUGGCAGUGCUGGAGGAAUGGUUGAACUUGAUGCUCUUAGAGGCCUUUUCCACUCUCAGGGACUCCCUGGUUCUGAACUGCAGGGCAGGAUGGCUCCACCACACAACUCAGGGGAGAAAGUGCUGCUCACAUCAGCCACAGCUCAGAAGAGCAGGACACAACAUCUGCCUGUGUCCCAAACUGCUGCUCAUCUCAGCCACAUCUCAGGACAGCAGGACACAACAUCUGCCUGUGUCCCAAACUGCUGCUCACCUCAGCCACAUCUCAGGACAGCAGGACACAACAUCUGCCUGUGUCCCAAACUGCUGCUCCCCACUCUCUCUGCCCACUUCUCUGCCUGCCAUAGGCUAAAUGUAAGUGAAAUAGGACAAAAUUCUCCACAGAAACAUGAGUAAAGAUCAGCAGUGACAGCACAGUUUCCGUAUUUAGAACUUCCUCAAGCCCCAGAGCCACUCCUCCAUCUCCUUCAGAAGAAUGAGCUCUGUCAUGUAACUGCACCAGCUCUCUUGCUCAGAAAAUGUUUUUUCUCACAAUUCUGCUGUUUUCCUACCCUCAAAUGUCUCAGCAGAUACAGAAAACUACUGCAAAUGGCAAAGAGAUGGUGUCCAAUCCCAAGCUGGUACUGGUUCAGGGGACUUUGAACGUGGUGAUGGAGCAGAAUGUGACCCUCUCCUGCCUCUCUCAGCCUGGAUCUCCCCCUGUCAGAUACACACUGUUCAAGCACAACCAGCAGGUAUCUGCUUUAAACAGGUCAGACUCGAGCCCUGCACUGUUCACCCUGACCAUCAGCUCUGCCAGUGAUGUGGGGGAAUACAAGUGCAAAGCUGAGUAUAACAACUCCAGUGGUGGAAAAUACAGCAACAGCCUCAACUUCACCCUCAUAGAGCCAAUCUCCAAACCAGUGCUGAGCUCACCCACCUCUCAGGCAAAGCAAGGCCAGAACGUGACCCUGUCCUGCUUCUCGGAGAACGGAUCCCUUCCCAUUACGUACCUAUUCUUCAAAGGAACACAAAACAUAUCCCCCCAAAAGACAAUGCAGAAGAGGGAAGCAGCUGUGAUUUCUCUAUUUAUCAAUUCCCUUAGUGACUUUGGAACCUAUAAAUGCAAAGCUAAAAACAGUUUCCCCAAUAUUACAAAAUACAGCAACGGUUUCAACUUUACAUUAGCAGAAGAGAGAAGCCAUUCUCAGCCCCUGAUAAUUUCUCUUGGGCUGAUCCUGCUACUACUUAUAAUAGGAUUUGCUCUGGCACUUCCAUUUUUCCUAAUUCCUUUGUAUAAAGCAAAAAAAUUUAAGUCUACCAGGCCCUCAAUUGGCCUUACUUCAACAGUGAAUGCAGAGGAGUCUGAAAAUGAAAUCAUAUACUCAGAGAUUGAGCCUGUUAGACCAGAAGAAGAAUACAUCAACUUCUCCAUUAUUAGAAGAGAAGAGGAAAAAGGUGAAAACCUCAAGCUAUAAUAUUGGAAUAUCUGAUGCACACAAAUGUGUUUUGAGGGGACUUUGCUGGGUGGAGGCAGGGCUUCAAUACUUGCAAUUGCUUAUGAAAUUGCUUAGCUACUAUGGAAAAAGUAAAAUAGCUUUAAAACUGUUUUGAGGAGGGGGGAGAAGAAGAAAACUCCAACAAACCAUCCUAUGGCAAAUUCAACAGCCUCACUGGGAAACCACACAGAUGUUAUUAGUAACCACAUGGCUGAUGUAACGUUAAUUCUUCUGUGUAUCUGUACCAAGAAAGCAGCUAUGAAUUAUGUUUUUCUGGCUUUUAACAGGGAAGGAAGCACGUGCUACAGUCUAUUCAAAGGUCCUCAUCAGAGACUGAGUACCAGCAACCUGGAAGACCCAGAUUUGACAGAAAACAGAUGCACCACCAAGUUCUAGCAGAACUGUUUGCAGAGAAACCACUGACUCCAUAACAACGCUGAAACCAAUUCAGGCAAAGAUGU
Molecule: messenger RNA, 4667 nt
Organism: Serinus canaria (Common canary)
Lineage: Eukaryota; Metazoa; Chordata; Aves; Passeriformes; Fringillidae
Gene: MILR1
Product: mast cell immunoglobulin like receptor 1
Exons: 8
Coding region: 3247-4185 (312 amino acids)
Biological process (GO): cell surface receptor signaling pathway
Molecular function (GO): transmembrane signaling receptor activity
Source: RefSeq, a predicted model, not a curated record